ACGCGCACAGCGGGCGGUGAGCACGGUACUGUUUCAGCACCACCUUAGUGAAUUCCGUACCGUAUCCUCUCAUUACCGAGUCCUCCCCUGUCCCCGCACGGCGCUCCUCCCUAAUUCGGUGACCCCCCCCCCCUCCCCCUCCUACACCGGGUACUGGCUCCGGAACGGGAAUUUUUUUGUGUGCAGAGCCUGAUCCCUCCGCCAGCCUGAGCUCACAGCACCAGCAGAUCCCUCCGCGCUGAGCGCAUCCUGCAGUGGGAGAGCGGCCGGAGCCCCCCAGGUGAUAAGACCAUGGGAGCCUGGGGACUGAGCCUGGGGGUCCUGCACUGCCUGGGGGUCUACAUCCACCUCAGCCUGGGAGACAAAGACAGCGCCGCCGAUGCAUUGUUCACGGAAAUACCACAUGAUGCUAGCGCACACCCUGGAGAAGAUGUGGAGAUGGCGUGCUCCUUUCGCGGCAGCGGUGACAUUCCUUACUCACUGGAGAUCCAGUGGUGGUAUAUCCGAUCCCACAAGGACUGGGCAAACAAAGAUACCUGGGCAGACAGCCAGGUGAAAUCUCCCCAGGCAACCCAAGAGAAAGGAGCCACCAAGAUAAGUGUGGUGAAGGUAUUUGGAAGUAACAUAUCACACAAGCUGCGCCUGUCCAAUGUCAAGAUCUCAGAUGAAGGGACCUACGAGUGCCGCGUGUUAGAUUACAGCGAUGGGAAGGGGCGGCAGCAUCGCGUCAAAGCCUUUCUCCACGUGGAGCUGGAGGCAGGCCGCCGCGGCGGCGCUGCCUCUCACCGCCAACAAGAUACCAGCACUCACCGCCACUUUCAAGUGAAAGAGCUGAAAAAGCGAACGGCGGAGCCUUGUGAGGAAUGCCAGGUCUAGACUGUGGGAUCGGCGGGGCCGCAACAAUGAUGUACAGAGAAGUGCAUGAGAGGCUUCCUACCCAUCUGAAAAUCGGCAACUGUCUCGGACUGGAGUAGCGAGUGGAGAUCAGUGACUUUAAAUACGAAAAACCCCAUCACGUGAAAACGUACCUUUUUCUUGGUGAAGGGCGUUCAGGAUGCCCCCCGAUAGACUGUUAUCCAUAGGGACUAAGAUUGGGGCUUCCUCUGUCACCGUCCACCCAUUGCAACCCAUGUGAGGAUCUUCCGCACCCUUCACCAUGUACAUACCUUCUCUCAGACAAGAAUUCAUCCCGACCAACAACAUUACAGGAAAUAAAGAA
Rana temporaria (common frog) is the source of this 1219-nucleotide messenger RNA. RefSeq names its product V-set and transmembrane domain containing 2 like (gene VSTM2L). NCBI's taxonomy places the organism in Eukaryota, Metazoa, Chordata, Amphibia, Anura, Ranidae. The transcript has 4 exons. Bases 292 to 876 code for a protein of 194 amino acids. The record is from RefSeq and is a predicted model, not a curated record.